This is a messenger RNA of Eruca vesicaria subsp. sativa (arugula), 1428 nucleotides long. NCBI's taxonomy places the organism in Eukaryota, Viridiplantae, Streptophyta, Magnoliopsida, Brassicales, Brassicaceae. The record is from the annotation of a GenBank genome assembly.
AUGGAACUUCCGGUGACAAAACUACGAAUAGGACUAGUGAUCUUCCCUCUUAUCCUACUUACAAUAGCUCCAAUCCUCUUUCUUCUUUUUGGUUAUCCUCUCUAUUAUUCAUCAUCAUCAUCUAUAUACAAACGUUUAACAACUUCAUCAUCGGAGACACCUUUGCCAUUGCCUUCCUCUAACCGUUCAUUACCACUACUAGCAUCAUCAUCGGAUCAUGAUGAGACAUUAUCUUCCGAACCAUCGUUGGAUGAUAACGAUUAUGACGACACGUAUCAUGGUCUCAAGCCACCAUCACCUUUGCAUAACAAUAUUUCCAUCUCAUCAUCAAAUGUUGAUCAUCAAGAAAAGGAGCAUCGACGGAAAAAGAGGAAGGCCAAGAAAUGCGAUCUGUUCACCGGUGAGUGGGUUCCAAACCAUGAAGCUCCUUACUACACGAACACGACAUGCUGGGCGAUACACGAACACCAAAACUGCAUGAAAUAUGGAAGACCUGAUUUAGGUUUUUUGAAAUGGAGAUGGAAACCGAAACAGUGUGAUCUCCCUUUGUUUGAUCCUUACGAGUUUCUUGAGAUCGUCAGAGGGAAAAACAUGGCGUUUGUUGGUGACUCCGUUAACAGAAACCACGUACAGUCUUUGAUCUGCCUACUGUCUCAGGUAGAAGAUCCCGAGGAUGAUUCACGACAACAAGACUUCGACUUUAACUUCCAAAGAUGGAAAUACAAAACGUACAACUUCACAAUUGCCACCUUUUGGACAACUCAUUUGGUUCGGUCCGAAGAAAACGGUCCAGCCGGUCCUAACUCGUUCUACAAUCUCUACCUCGACGAACCGGACCCUUCUUGGGCUUCUCAAGUCGCCGAGUUCGAUUACAUCAUCAUUUCCUCUGGUCAAUGGUUUUUUCGACCACUCUUCCUUUAUGACAAACAAAAAAUGAUAGGAUGCCUGUAUUGUUACAUUCCCGGGGUCAGAAAUGUCGGGGCACAUUUUGCGUAUAGAAGAGCAUUAAGAACAACGUUUAAGACAAUCAUAGGAUUAGAGAAUUUUAAAGGAGAGGUGUUUCUAAGGACAUUUGCACCUUCACACUUUGAGCAAGGAGAAUGGGAUAAAGGUGGUAAUUGCCUGAGAACUCGACCUUUUAGGAGCAAUGAGACAGAGUUGGAAGGCAUGGAUCUAGAGACACACACCAUUCAACUUGAUGAAUUUCGCAUUGCGAAAAGAGAUAGAAACAAAAGUAACGGAUUAAAUUUGAGAUUACUAGAUGUAACACAAAUGAUGUUGUUAAGACCAGAUGGACAUCCUAGCAGAUUUGGACAUAAACCGGAAGAUAAAGUUAUAUUAUACAAUGAUUGUGUACAUUGGUGUUUACCAGGUCCUAUAGAUUCAUGGAACGAUAUUUUACUCGAGAUGUUGCAACUAGAGAUUUAG